Vigna unguiculata (cowpea) is the source of this 969-nucleotide messenger RNA. RefSeq names its product 28 kDa heat/acid-stable phosphoprotein-like protein. The record is from RefSeq and is a predicted model, not a curated record. NCBI's taxonomy places the organism in Eukaryota, Viridiplantae, Streptophyta, Magnoliopsida, Fabales, Fabaceae.
CUUCCAUAAUUUAUGUGGAGUUUAACUAGGGUUUUUGGAAUUUGGAAUAAAGGGGAAGAGAGUGCAUCUUCCUUUUGUUGCUGUCAAACUUUAAUCUCAUAAGAUAGCAGAAGGAAGAAGAAUUUGAUUCGAAAAUUGUAGCGUAGCGUUGGUGCAAUUGAACGAUAAGAUGGGAAGAGGAAAAUACAAAAGCAAGCCCACCGGUCGCCGCCAGUUCUCCACCCCGGAAGAUCUCCUUGCUGGAACCUCUAACCGGCCUCGAACUUUUAAACAGAAAGAAGCUGAACACGUAGAGGAAGAAUCUGAGGAAGCAUCUGGGGAUGAAUCUGGAGAAGAAUCUGAAGAAGAAUCUUCGAAGAAAAAAGGAACCCAAGGGAUUAUUGAGAUUGAAAAUCCUAACUUGGUAAAGCCAAAGAGUGUGAAGGCCAGAGAUGUUGAUGUGAGUUCAAUUUUCCGUUUUCAGUCUUCAUAUAGACAUCUUUUUAGAAGUUGGAAGGAUAAUGCUAUUUUCUUGUGGAUACAGGUAGGAAAAACAACAGAACUUUCAAGGCGUGAAAGAGAGGAGCUGGAGAAACAGAGAGCCCAUGAGCGCUACAUGAGGCUGCAAGAGCAAGGGAAAACAGAACAAGCAAAGAAAGAUUUAGAACGUUUAGCUCUUAUACGUCAGCAAAGGGCAGAGGCUGCUAAAAAGAGAGAAGAAGAGAAAGCUGCUAAAGAGCAGAAGAAGGCUGAAGCGCGCAAGUAGAGAAUGUAAUGAGGCCAACUUUACUCCAAUUAGUAGGAGGAAUAUGUGCUCUUGCUACACUUCAACAUUAUGUCCAUUUACCUUUUUAUAUUGUGCUAUUACCAUACCAAUCUGGUAACAUGUAAUGCAAUUAUUUUCCUAUUCUGUGGUUUAAAAUCGUGAUUAUACAUAUAUAAACUUUUUAAAUGUUAUCUAAUCACAGCUGAGUUAAUUACUUUUUUGUU